ACUUUCUACAGUUUAUCCAAUCAAGUGUCGUGUCUCUUAAUAUCGCUAAGGCGGUCGUUGCUACAUGCCAAAACAAGUUCCGAAGCAGACAGUUAAGAUUGUGGCUCAGUAAGGACUUGCCUGCGCCAGCAUCAUGACAGCAGGGUCGAUCCUUGUGCCCACGAUUAUCCCUCUUAGGGCUCCUGGGCUUGGAAGGAAAAAUAUCAUCGACUCAAGUACCAAGAUUGAGAUCAGAACAGAAACCCCUGACACGAUUAUUCACUACACUAUCAAUGGUACGAAGCCUGAUCCAUUCCAGCGCCUGGGAGAGAAGUGUACCUUACAGUACCGGGGACCUUUCACACUGCCAGCUGGCAAGCAGAACAUCAAGGCUGUGGCCGUGUCCAAGGAUGGGAUGCGAGAAAGUAAUGUCGUCUCAAAAGUAUUUGAUGUGGAGUAUGUUCCUCCUCCACCCAUGGAACCCAUUGAUGAUGACCUCGGCUUUCAGGAAGAGUGGGCAAAAGAGAGAACAAAAAUGGAGGUGAAACGAGCAGCCUCGAAGCUGGUGACCUCCCCUCAGUCAGCCUGGAUGGAUGUGGCCAAAAUGAAGGAAAGUCAACAGAUGAUUGCUGAUAUGGCUGUAACUGGCUCCAAUCGAAGAAGACCGGGCACUGGACCACGAUUUCUAAAUUCAAGACGUUCAAACAUAACUGAUGUGGUGUCGUUUGAUGACCUUGAUGUGAAAAAGCUCCAGCGAAGCCUCCCACAGAACUCCGUACAAGCUAUGAGGCUCCAGAGAGAAACAGAUUUUCUAAAAUGUAUCCACUGUUUUGCUGACCGACCGUCAGAUCCGUUUGCUCGAUUCUGUACGACAUGUGGCCACCAGAUUCCACCUAUACCUCAGACUCGCAUCUCACCACCGGAACCUGGCCAGAUGGGCAUGUGUGUGUACUGUAAGUCCAUGGUGCCUUUCAACACUGUGACAUGCGUGGUGUGUGAGGGUCCGAUUCCCGUCCAGAACCAGCCAAUGGCUAGCAUCAAGCUGUCCAACCGGCUUGUGUGCACGCUGUGUGGAACUGCCAACCCCAGCAACCUGAUUAUGUGUGUCACCUGUGACACCCGCCUUCCCACCACUGCACAACAGAGAGCUAUUUUCUCUGGACUGUCAGCACCGCCUGUUACCAACCCAGACAAGAGAUAUAUAACAUGCACCAAGUGUAACCGCGUCAACAAUGGGGAUGCUCGAUUCUGUGACUGGUGUGGAGCAAAGCCAUCACAGCCAUCCGGUGCCUUGCAGUGUUCUAAGUGUAGUGCCACCAAUCACCCGUACAGCACGUUCUGUGGCUCGUGUGGAAUCCAGAUUCAGGCGCCGUCACGCAUUGAGUACAGACCUGUUUCAAAUUAUAGUUCGGAGUUGAUGCCUGUCACUAUUGGUGUGAUACCGGCGAGUGGCAUCAAACCGAUGACCACGGUCGCUGUGCAGACAGUCGGCUUGUUCUACCCGUCCCAGCGAGAGCUCGACAAAAAGAAUGAUGAAGAUGCGGAAAAGAUCGCGUUUGAGAAACAGAUGCGCGAUCGCCGGCCUCUCCUGACCUCCAUCAGUCCAGGGAGAGGAUACUGGAGGAAGCAGGUUGACCACAUUUGUCAGCAUCUUAAGGCGAAGGCUCAGAAUGAUGCAGAAUUUAGAGCUCUUAUUGGCGAACCCAAAAUGGGAAAGAUGAUAACAAGUUCCAUCCAGGAAGAUGGUUAUGAACUCUCUCUGAACUUGACGUUUGCCUUGCGUGGCAACAAGGAUCCCUUCAUCGGCAAGCGGCUGGGCGUGUCCCAUCAGGGCUACCUCAGCAUGCACACAGAACACGACUCUCUUGGCAGUUACAUCAGUGAUUCAGAAGUGAGUGAAGAUCGAAUGACUCCGAUAUCAAACCGAAAGAAGUCUGGCAAAAGAGUUAAAGCAAAAAAGAAGUCUGAAUCCAAGUUAUCUCCUAUCAACUUAAAAAUGAUGCGAGAACUUGGAUCAAGUGGUGAGGGAUCUCCAGGUAAUCUACAACAGUACAUCGAUGAGGGAGCUGAUGUGACUUGUGUGAACAAGAAUGGCCUGCCAGUUCUGCACGUGGCUGUCAUUAAGAACAGGGUAGACUGUAUUCCAGUCAUUAUUGAUGCUGGUGCCGAUAUCAACAGGAAAGGACCUUCAUCCAUAAAAGGAAACACUGCCCUGCAUGAAGCUGUGAACCUGGGUCCUUCAGGUCUCAAGAUGAUCGACUGUCUACUUAGUUACGGAGCCGAUCAGAACAAGAAGAAUGACCGCGGUGAAACUCCCUAUGACCUGGCUGCUAAAGCUGGCUUUGAUAACAUCAUCAAGAAGUUUGCCUCUGCUCUCGGGCAGUCCCAGCUAGACAAGAUGAUCAAACCCCGCAACUAA
Molecule: messenger RNA, 2398 nt
Organism: Gigantopelta aegis
Lineage: Eukaryota; Metazoa; Mollusca; Gastropoda; Neomphalida; Peltospiridae
Product: double zinc ribbon and ankyrin repeat-containing protein 1-like
Exons: 20
Coding region: 134-2398 (754 amino acids)
Molecular function (GO): protein binding
Source: RefSeq, a predicted model, not a curated record